AUUUAGAACAACCAUCCCCUGAGGAAACUGAAGCAUCCCAAGAAGAAGCAGCUAAUGCACUGAAAAUAAAAUUCAUAUGCAAUUUGUUAAAACAAUGCCCUCCGGGUGAAUUUAAGAAUGUUUUUGAAGACCUUCGCUUUCUGCUUUGUGAUGAUAAACUCAUGAAGCAAGAGGUUGCUCAGGUGUGCACUAAUCAUUCCAAGAAAAAUUUCACCACUGCAACCAUAAAAGGAGACAAUGUUCUGGUGACUCGCCAUAAUGACAUGGGAGGUGAUCGCUUCUUUGAUCCACAGAUCAAGCUUUCCUUCACAUUCGAUCCCCUGAAUAGAAGAGCUGACAAAAUUCUACUUUAUUGUAAUAUUAGGAAAGAUAAGGCAGAAUUAUGGAGAGAAACCCUUAAUGUGACCUUGGAAGCAUACAUGAAGAGGCAUUUCAUUUCAGGAGUUUGUCGGGUCUACAGAAAAACAAUUAAAAAUAAACCAUUUCUUGUGGUCUGCAUGGAAAGCCACCAGAAUAAGAAAUUCUGGAACUUUCUCUGGAAAUCAGAAUGGAUAAUUGCAGUAACUCCACCUGCUUCAGAAGUCAGAGGGGACUUAAAAGUACAGUUGCAUUAUUUCAAAAAAGCUAAUCUUCACUGGACAGCAAGUACUACUGCUGAAGGUUCCGUAUAUUUAAUUCAUCGGGACCAAUUUGCCUUGGAUUUUGAGAAAUUUAUUGAAGCCGAAGAUAACAAAUUUCAGAUGGAUUUGGUGAAUAGCCUCUACAAUUUGUCAAAUGAAACAUGGAGACUGUUUCGGAGAAGGCUCCCAGUUACUCGCACUUCAAUCUCUUGGGAUAUACUGAUGAUGACUUAG
This is a messenger RNA of Notechis scutatus (mainland tiger snake), 854 nucleotides long. It is a transcript of the gene CAPZA3, whose product is annotated as capping actin protein of muscle Z-line subunit alpha 3. NCBI's taxonomy places the organism in Eukaryota, Metazoa, Chordata, Lepidosauria, Squamata, Elapidae. The record is from RefSeq and is a predicted model, not a curated record. Gene Ontology annotation, biological process: actin cytoskeleton organization; barbed-end actin filament capping. Gene Ontology annotation, cellular component: F-actin capping protein complex; cortical cytoskeleton. Gene Ontology annotation, molecular function: actin filament binding.